This is a messenger RNA of Oncorhynchus nerka (sockeye salmon), 483 nucleotides long. RefSeq lists its product as uncharacterized. Bases 1 to 483 code for a protein of 160 amino acids. The record is from RefSeq and is a predicted model, not a curated record. NCBI's taxonomy places the organism in Eukaryota, Metazoa, Chordata, Actinopteri, Salmoniformes, Salmonidae. The transcript has a single exon.
AUGGGGGUGUAUGGGGAGCUGGGGGAGUGUAUGGGGGAGGAGCGCUGGGGGAGUAUAGAAGUGUAUGAGGCGCUGCUGGGGGAGUGUAUGGGGAGUGCUGGGGGGAGGUAUGGAGGGGAGGGCCUGGGGAGUGUAUGGAGGAGCGCUGGGGGAGUGUAUGGGGGCAUGGGGAGCGCUGAUGGGGAGUGCUGGGGGGAGUGUAUGGGGAGCGCUGGGGGGAUGUGUAUGGGGGAGUGUAUGGGGAGCGCUGGGGAGCCACUGGGGGGUGUAUGGGGAGCGCUGGGGGGAGUGUAUGGGGGAGUGUAUGUGGGGAGCGCUGGGGGGAGUGGGGAUAUGGGGAGUGUGGGAGGUAUGGGGGGAGCUGGGGAGUGUCUGGGGGAGUGUAUGGGGGGGAUGGGGAGCGCUGGGGGAGUGUAUGGGGGAGUGUAUGGGGAGCGCUGGGGGAGUGUAUGGGGAGUGUAUGGGGAGCGCUGGGGAGUGUAG